AUGACUGAACAGUUUACAGCAUUGGCAUCCAUAGCCCAGAACCCUGUUAAAAUUCGUGAUGAUGUUCUUGUUGACUUUUAUGAGAAGUGGCAGAAUGAUUACUUGGUUGUGAACAAAUGGUUUGCUCUUCAAGCUGUGUCUGACAUUCCUGGUAAUGUUGAGAAUGUGCAGAAACUGUUAAGCCACCCAACAUUUGACUUGCACAAUCCCAAUAAAGUGUACUCUCUCAUUGGAGGUUUCUGCGGGCUCCCUGUGAAUUUCCAUGCAAAGGAUGGAUCUGGCUAUGAGUUUAUGGGAGAUAUUGUGCUGCAACUUGACAAAAUAAAUCCUCAGGUUGCAUCAAGAAUGGUGUCAGCCUUCUCAAGAUGA
Molecule: messenger RNA, 369 nt
Organism: Vicia faba (fava bean)
Lineage: Eukaryota; Viridiplantae; Streptophyta; Magnoliopsida; Fabales; Fabaceae
Source: the annotation of a GenBank genome assembly